AUGGCCACCGCUUUCCUCCCCAGACUGGCGUCGCCUCUCUCUUUCUCUAUCUCCCGAUGGGCGACUUUCUACACCACACAAUAUACCCUCAAGUUCCUUCCAGCGCUAUCAAUCGCCGUCCCCGGCGUCACCAUCAACAUCCCCGGACUACUGGGCGAUAUUUGGGAAUCAGUCUUGCGGGCAGUCCCCAAGAACAAGGUUUCACACUCUAAGAAGAGAUCAAGGCAGAUGGCUGGAAAAGCUCUAAAGGACGUCAAUCAUCUGUGCAAAUGUCCCGGCUGCGGAGAGGUCAAGAGGACGCACAGGCUAUGCCAAAACUGCUUAGAAGACAUGAAGAGAAUAUGGCGUCAAGAUUAUCCUGUAAACAGAGGGUUCUAA
This is a messenger RNA of Trichoderma harzianum CBS 226.95, 378 nucleotides long. RefSeq lists its product as hypothetical. The transcript has 2 exons. Gene Ontology annotation, biological process: translation. Lineage: Eukaryota; Fungi; Ascomycota; Sordariomycetes; Hypocreales; Hypocreaceae. The record is from RefSeq and is a predicted model, not a curated record. Gene Ontology annotation, molecular function: structural constituent of ribosome. The coding region runs from base 1 to 378 and encodes 125 amino acids. Gene Ontology annotation, cellular component: mitochondrial large ribosomal subunit.